Molecule: messenger RNA, 3548 nt
Organism: Paramecium pentaurelia
Lineage: Eukaryota; Ciliophora; Oligohymenophorea; Peniculida; Parameciidae
Source: the annotation of a GenBank genome assembly
AUGAAAGAUCAUACAAUUUCGUUGAAGUCUCUAAAUAAUAAUAGAACUAUGACAUCUAUGAGAACAAGGACUAGAGAUAUUUCCCAUCUGACAGACAGUCAAAAUAGUGCUAGAGUCUAAGAACAAAUUAAAUAAAAAUAGUUGGUUGCUGAAAUUCAUUUAUAACAAUAUGUAUAAUAAUAGAGAAUGAGAAAAUAAAAUCAGGCUUAUUUUAGUAAUUAAUUGAGAGUUAAAACUGAAGAAAAAUCUGAUCAAACAUCAGAAUAAAUCAAUGAAAAUGAAAUUCUACCUAUAUUAGAAUAGAUAUCAGAACUAAAUUUUGAACAAAUCACUUCAGGAUUGUCAUAAGAAAAAGAUCAUAGUCAUAUUUUGACUUCUUUAAAAUAAUCAUUAUUUAAAGCAAUCAAUUGCACUCCUACAUUGGUUUCCCUUAAAUAAUAGUCUAAUAGUUUUUUUUCAGCUUAACCUACUGGUAGAAGAGAUGCAAUCAUACUUAAAUAAUGGUUUGUAAACUUCAUGGAAUAAACUCAGUAAUCAAAUAAGGAUUUCAAAGAUAAACUAAUUUCUUUAUCUGAAGCCCUUCAUUUAUGUUUGUUGGAGAUUGUCCGACAAGUAUCAUAUUAAUGUGCUGAAAGAGGUUAACUGCUUCAUUCAUUAGUUAAAGGUUAUAUAUUAGUAUUCCAUAAGCAUUUCAUGAUAAAAGAGGAAGAAAAAAGAAAAUUAAAAUUUUAGUUAUUUGAAAAAGAUAUUAAUGAAUCCAAGUAAAAAGAAGAAAUGGAAAAUCGUUAAUAAUAAUACAUAAAUUAAUUAAAGAAAGAAUUGAAUCAAUUAAAAUAAAAAGAAAAUAUUUUUAAUUCAGAACUUAUUAGUUAUUAAUAAACUAUUAAGUAAUUGUAGAAUAAAAUUAAUUUACAACAAACCAUAUAAAAAAGUGCAGCAAAUAUGAUUGGCAAUUUAUAAAGGGAAAUAGAUUAAUUAAAGCAUUAAUUAUCGAAAAAGAAUCAAAACAAACACUCUUCUAUGAAUAAAUCAGAUGAUGUAAUAGAGGAACAAGAUUUAUCAUUAUCUUAAGUACUUAAGGAAUUGAAUUAACAGAAUAAAUUUGAAUAAAAUUAGGAUGUAAUUGUUAAAGAUGUGAUUGAAGUAUUGCCUGUUGUCUGUCAUAGUGUUGGUGUUUAAACAUUCUAAAAAUGUUUAUGUGUUAUUGAAACAUAAACAGAUCUUCAGUUAAUGGCUCCUUAAUAUGAUAAAUUUUUGUCUAUUUCUGAAAUAGAAAAUACAUUAAGAGAAUUUGAAUUAAAACAACAAUUAGAAUAGUAGAGCUGGUUGGAUGGUCUAUGUGAUCAAAUGAAUAUGCAUCCUGAUGAACCAUCAAUACAGGAUUAUGAUAUUAAAGGCAUUACAAAAAUAGAUUUAAUAUAUGAGGCGCCAGAAAAUGAUGAAGGGUCACCUGAUAUAUUAAGUAGAAGAAAAAAUGAAUAUAUGUAAGAAAGAAGACUCUAGAUAGACAGAUCUGAAACAUCUGAGAAGUUAAUUAGAGAAUUAGAUAAAUAUGGUUCAGACAGAUUAUUGAAUGUCAAAUCAAUAUAAUUAGGGACAGGUUCUAAUAAUACUUAAUAAAAUUCAUAGUAAUCUUCAUAAAAAUUAAUUAAAUUAUCACCAUAAGCCAAUUCAUAAGUGAAUUAAACAAAUGUAUGCAAAACUGAUCCAGUUAAAUAAAAUUAAAAACAAUAAGUUCAAUAAUAAUAAUAAUAAUAAUAAUAGGUAUCAAUAAAUACAUAGAGAUAUUUUCCAGCGAAUGAAAAUUUAGAUAAAAAGAAUAUAAAUACAUAAGAAAAGUAAGCAUAAAAGAAAAAAAAGAUGAGUAUAUCAUAAUAAUAAUAAUAAUAAUAAUAAUAAUCAUUAUAACAAUAAUAAUAAUAAUUAUAACAAUAAUAUAUUAUUUAAUUAAAUGAUUAAAAUGAAAAAAUUGAAUCUUUUUAAUAACCAAACUUAUCAAAAUAAUAAACUACAAUGUUGAUGUUACUUUAUUAAAUACAAAAAUAAAAAGCUUAAAAUGCAACAGCUAGAAUGAAUGAAACAAAUGAACUAUUAACAUAAAUAUUAUUAUUUGCAAGAAAAUUAACUGUUCAUAUAUUAAAAACUUAAUUUAAAACACACACUUAAAUAGCAGAAGAAUUUUUAUUUGAAUUUGAAUCUUUAAGAAAGAAAAUAUAGAAUGACAAGGAAAUUUUAGAAGAAGAAUAUGUAUUAGAUGAAGAGAAAGAAAAAGAAGAAAAAAAACAAGAGGCAAUGAAGAGAAGAAAAGGUAAAAUAUAAAGAGCUUUAAGACUUAAUUUUGCUACAAGAUAAAUGAAACAAAUACCAACAAUUGAUAGAUUAACCCAUCCUGGAGUGUUAUUAGCAAUAAAAGCCAGAGACCAAUCACAUUUAUUUAAAAAAGUUGUUGCUUAUUGGCCAGUUAAGAAUGUUUUAAGAACAAUUACUUAAAUAUAUUUAGAAAAAGCUUCCUUUGGAGGAGAAGCUGAUAUGUAAAUCUUUGUAUUCAAUUUCUUUCUUAAUAAAUAUGGAUUUAAACAUGUGGCAGAAAAGAAAUAUUUAUAAUUUUUAUUAUCUGUAAUACACUUUAGUCAAAUAUUUCGAGUGAAUUUAUUUGCUAGAUUAUUAUGUCUUUUACAUGAUGAACAUCUCAAUUUCACAUAAGAAGAAUCAGCCUUUCUGUUAUCAGGAUUAGAAUAUAUACAUAGUUAAACAAGUUUGGGUGUUAAUAUUGUAUAAGGAGAUAGUGAGUCCAAAUUUCAUGUACCAUAUUUGAGAGCAUUAGAGUAUAUAUAUAAUAAUAAUUUAGUUAUAUAAAAAUGCAUUUGGAAAAUAAGUUAACUGAGGAUGAAAUAAAAGAACUGAGAUAAGAUUUGGAUAAUUUAAAAGAAAGUGAUCCAAAAAAUAAAUCAGGAGUAGUUGAUUUAGAUUUAUUUAUGUCUAAAGUUCUCGAUAAAUAUAGAAAUGUUACACAUAGAACAAAGUUAUUUGUGAUACAUGCAUUUUAAGCUGCUGAUUUGGAUGGGAAUAAAAAGAUUAAUCAUAAUGAAUUUUUAACUUUGUUUAGACACAUUGAAUAUGAGAAAUUCAAUUUUUAAGAAGCUUUAGAUUUAUUUGAUGAAUAAGCUGAUAUAAUUCAUUAAGGUGAAAAAAAUUUGUCAUUUAAUCGUUUUACAUCUGUUUGUGUUAAUUAAUAAAUCUUCACUGAAAAUUCUCUGAAUGAUUUCAUUGGAAAGGAAGCAAAUAUAGAAUAAAUAUUCGAUAAUGUUGUGAAAACCUGGAAUUAAUACAAAUUAGAGGUUUAAGGUUUGCUUAGUCAAUUAUAACCAUUUGUAACAUAAGAAAUAUAUUAAGAAUGGGUUAAUAUAUUAUAUACGCUUGAAAAAAGGAUUCUCCAUUAGAAAACAGAUUAUUAAAAUGUUAGACCUAUUUUAAUAGCACACAAAAUACUCAAGUUAGAGUUGACAAGAUUGCUGGAUGAGGAUGAAUAACAUUAGAACAAAGAAUGA